AAAUUGUGAACCAUUAUUAACAAGCAUAAGUGGUAAUGAAAUUGAUGAAAUUGACUUAACAAAUAUGUUAACGAUCUUUGAUGAAGAGGAGGAGGAUGAUAUAGUUGAUUUGAAUGAAGAAUCAGAUCUAAUAACAACUAUUAAUAGAGAAAAAUAUAAUUCACUUUGUGUUGAGAAUAAAAAUAUUACUGACUUACCAAAUGAAGUACCAAAAAAGAAUCAAAUGUAA
Dentiscutata erythropus is the source of this 229-nucleotide messenger RNA. Lineage: Eukaryota; Fungi; Glomeromycota; Glomeromycetes; Diversisporales; Gigasporaceae. The record is from the annotation of a GenBank genome assembly.